Messenger RNA from Bolinopsis microptera, 3528 nucleotides. RefSeq lists its product as uncharacterized. Gene Ontology annotation, molecular function: nucleic acid binding. The coding region runs from base 1 to 3528 and encodes 1175 amino acids. Gene Ontology annotation, biological process: DNA integration. The transcript has 5 exons. Lineage: Eukaryota; Metazoa; Ctenophora; Tentaculata; Lobata; Bolinopsidae. The record is from RefSeq and is a predicted model, not a curated record.
AUGUCGGAAAAUCAAGUGAACAGUAGUGGACCACCUAUCCCUAAGUUAGGAGAUUCUUAUCUUUUGUUCAAGAAAGAAGUGAAAUUGUGGUCGGCAACCACAUUGAUCGAAGAAAAGCGUCAAGCAGGAUGUAUUGUUUUUAUGUUACCUCAGAAGGCUAAGUCUGAGGCAGUGGAAGUUCCACUUGAAGUAUUACAAAAUGGCAGAACAGACACAGUAGAAGGUGCUGAAGUAAAGACAUCGGGAUUAGACUGCCUCCUGGAGGUCCUUGAUGGAAUUUAUCUUGAAGAUUUGGCUAAGGAAAAGUUCAAGACUUAUGACAUGUUCAGAAAGUUAAGUCGGGAAGGAAGCCAAGAUGUCAAGGAGUUUAUUUCGUCAUUCGAAAAAGUUGUAAAACGAAUGGAAGAGCAUGAUAUUAAGCUUCCACAACCUGUUCUAGCGAAAUGGAGCAGCAUGCAUAUUACAGCCAAGGAAGAAGUGGCUAUUCGGGAAGAGGAUACCGGGGAUAUGGCUUUAGAAGAGGAAAUGGUAGAGGAGCCAGAGGAUACCGACAACAGAAUCAACAGCAGGAAAGUCAACAUCAGAGAUUGUCCAGAACGCCGCAGAAUAAACAAAAGUGGAAAUCAGGUAACGAGUGAGAAUGUAAAUCUCUUUAUGAAUGCUCCUGCCCAAGAAGAGAACUCAAAUGUUAUGGACCAAUUUACCAGUGACAACUUUGGGUUAGCAGUUCUUGACAGUGGAUGCAACAAAACGGUUUGUGGAAAGGAAUGGUUGAAAGUCUAUCUUCAGUCGCUGUCUCCAGAAGAUCUCAUUAAGGUGUGCUAUGAAGAGAAACAUGUAUCGUUUAAAUUUGGAGAUAAUGCACCAUCAAAGUCAAGGACAUGCUGCACAUUCCCAGCCGUUGUAUGUGACAAACAGGUGAACAUUGUGGCACAAGUUGUUGAUGAUCAGAUUCCAUUACUGAUUAGCAAACAGUCAAUGAAAGAUGCUAGAAUGGUAUUGGACUUUGGAGAUGACACAGUGAAGGCUUUUGGUGUAAAGCAGAAAAUCAUCUUCAAUGAAUCAGGACACUGUAGCAUCCCUCUGAGCAAGAAUACUAUCCAUCAACAAGUCUGCUUAUGUAAAUCAGGAGAGGAAAUUGUAAACCUGACCAUGGAAAGUACUGACAAAAGAAAGAUAGCGAUUAAGCUACAUAAGCAAUUCGCCCAUCCCCCACCUGAAAAGUUAAAGUCACUCUUAAGAACAGCAGGACAGCUUACCAAGGAAAUUGCUCGAGAGAUUGACACAGUAUCGUCUAACUGUGAUGUGUGCAAGAGAUACAAGCGACCGAAUAAUCGUCCAGUAGUCUGUAUGCCUUUAGCCAAAGACUUCAAUGAUACCGUUGCCAUGGAUAUUAAGGUGUACGACAAGAAUAAAAACAUUUACAUCCAGCACAUGAUUGACCAUAAAACCAGAUUCUCUGCUGCAAAAGUUAUCAGGUCAAAAGACAAGGAAACCAUUGUGGAAAGUGUCUUUACACACUGGAUCAACACUUUUGGACCACCGAAGAAGUUCAUGAGUGACAAUGGAGGGGAAUAUGUUAACAAAAGUUUUGUUGACCUCUGUGAGAAAUUCAACGUUCAUAUCAUCACUACUGGUGCUGAAGCACCUUGGAGCAAUGCCCUUGUAGAACGGCACCAUGCACUUUUGUCUAACAGUAUGAUAAAGAUCAUGGAAGAUACUAAAUGCUCAGUUGAAGUUGCUUUAGCAUGGGCCUGUCAUGCCAAGAACACUUUGGCAAAUGUAAAUGGUUUCUCGCCAUAUCAGUUAAUCUUUGGCAAAAAUCCAUCUCUCACUUCUAUUGAUGAUCCCUAUGCUAGUCCAACGAUUGUUGAAGAUGAGAGUCCAAGUGAAACUGUUGCCAAGAACAUCUCUGCCAUCUACAGUGCUCGAAAAAGAAUGAUGGAAAGCGAAGCUAGUGAGAUGAUCAGACGAGCCAUUAGAUCAAAACUAGAGAAGUAUGAGCCUAAUCCCACUGUUGAAGAAUUUUACAAUGCAACUCAAAUGCUGAAAAAUGAUGUUCUGUUGAACGCUUUCGAUAAUGCUCCUGCUGAAGAGGAUGAUAAUAAUACUGUAAGCACAGAUAAUAUACCACAAAGCAACGAAACUAAUGUAGAGGAAUCAAUGUCUACAAAGGAGCAGAAGUUCUGCAAAGCUAAGUCAAAGUAUGAGAAGAAGAAGGUCAGUAUCGAAGUGUUAAACACUGACCCAUAUAAGUCACAGAAGACUGACGAAAUCGAAAAAUGGAAGCAAAACAAUGUGUAUGAAGAGGUUGAGGCUCACGAAGUAGAUGAUCAGUUUGUCCCCAUUUCGACAAGGUGGGUCACAAAUGACAAUGGUCAUAAGAAAAAGGCCCGUUUGGUAGCUCGAGCAUUUCUACAAGGUAAACCAAUUGAGCGACUAGUUUAUCUUACCCCUCCAAAGGAAUGCUAUAAACCAGGAAUACUGUGGAAGCUGAACAAAUGUGUUUAUGGACUGUCAGAUGCUGCAAAGAUGUGGUACAGAAAUGUAAAAGACCACAGUGAACAAGCUGGUUUAAAGAAAUGUUUAUAUGAUGAUGCUCUGUUCUUUUCAAGAGUUGACAAAGAAGAUCUUGCAGGAAUAAUGACUGUACAUGUAGAUGACUUCAUCUAUGCAGGGACCAAAGGUUUUGAGUCUAAUAUUCACAAAGAUGUGCUGCAUGGAUUUGAGAUUAAGUCACAGGAAGCAUCGCGAUUCACAUAUCUUGGACUUGAGGUGGAGCAAGAUCCAAUCUCAUAUGAAAUCACUGUUGGACAGUCAGAUUAUAUCAGUGCUUUAAAGACCAUAGGACUAUCAAGUAACAGAAGAAGCCAGAAAACACAUGCUCUGACUCACGAAGAGUAUGUACAGUACAGAUCAGGUGUUGGACAACUUAUCUGGUUAUCUGUCCAAACCAGACCAGAUAUUUCGUUUGAUGCUUGUCAGUUGAGCAAUAAUCUGAAAGAUCCCAACGUCUCAGACAUAAUGCUUCACAACAAGAUAGUCAAAAAGCUUAAAACUGAUGAAGAUGCCCCACUGACCUUCAGAGAACUGCCUAACAUAAAGAAUGGAGUAAGACUACUUACAUACAGUGAUGCAUCGUUUGGAAAUCUUAGUAACAAUGGUAGUCAGUGUGGGUAUCUGAUACUUAUUUCGGAUAAAGAUGGUAGAGUCAAAAACCCUGUCUGUUGGAAAUCUGUAAAGUUGGACAGAGUCUGUUACAGUACUUUAGCCGCUGAAAGCCUUGCACUCCUGAAAGCGGCUGAUCACACCAUUUUUAUUCAGCAAACACUACAACAAAUACUGGGAGAUUCUUUAAAUGUGACCAUAGACUGUUUUAUUGACAAUAAAGGACUUCUAGAGCUUGUACAGAAGACAAAGGACCCCAUUGAAAAAAGACUGAUAGUUACCAUGGCAUCACUAAGGGAAAUGGUUGAGAAGGGUGAAAUAACUGUUAACUUUAUGCCCUCAAGGGACGAUGCCUGCUGA